Eublepharis macularius is the source of this 3364-nucleotide messenger RNA. RefSeq names its product zinc finger protein RFP-like. The record is from RefSeq and is a predicted model, not a curated record. Lineage: Eukaryota; Metazoa; Chordata; Lepidosauria; Squamata; Eublepharidae. Bases 133 to 1626 code for a protein of 497 amino acids. Gene Ontology annotation, molecular function: protein binding; zinc ion binding. The transcript is spliced from 9 exons.
GGGAAGAAAUCCUCUUCCUGCUAACAACUUCAACGCGGGAGCACCAGACAUCUGCAAAGAACCUAAUUUCGGAAGGCUUUAAAAAACAAUAACUUUUGGGAACAACGCUCAAUAAGGGAGAAAGAAGAAGCAAUGGCAGCCGAAAGUAUUGUCAAGCAGUUCUGUGAGGAAACAACUUGUUCCGUGUGCCUGGAACACUUCAAAGAGCCAGUGACAGUUGAAUGUGGGCACAAUUUCUGCCAGGCCUGCAUCACCCAGUGCUGGGAGGAGAUGGACACAGGAGCUUCUUGCCCUCAGUGCAGAGAAAUGUUCCAGCAAAAAACUCUCAGGCCAAACUGGCAGCUGGCAAACCUUGUGGAACUUGUCAAGAAACUUCAGCAAGGAAAAGAAGCAGAGGGGAAGUGGAGAAUGUGCGAGCGGCACCAGGAGCCCCUGAAACUCUUCUGCAAUGAUGAUCAAGCCCCCAUCUGUAUGGUGUGUGACAGAUCCAUGGAGCACCGAAAUCACAGAGUCCUCCCUAUAGAGGAGGCUUUCCUAGAGUAUAAGAAAGAGGUCCUGGUUCAGCUUCAGUCUCUGGAGCAAGAGAGAGAAAAGCUUCUGGAACAGAAAGUGGCGGAGAACCAGAGAAGCCAGAAAUUUUUGGCACAAUUGGAAGAAGAGAAACAGAAGACCAAGUCAGCCUUUCAAAGGAUGCACAAUUUUCUUGAACAACAAGAGCACCUGAGACUGUCUCAGCUGAAAGAGCUGGAAGAAGAGAUGGAGAAGGACAAAGAAAACCUCUCCAGAUUAUCUGAGGAAAUCUCUGAUCUAAAUCACCUGAUCAAAGAGAUGGAGGGGAAAUUGCAGCAGCCUGAAAACAAAUUUAUGCAGGAUCCCAAAACUAUAUUGAGCAGAUAUGAGAAGAAGCCAAAAAGGCAGCGAUUGGAACUUCCUCCAAGACUGGAACAGACUAUCAGGAUUUGCUGGGAGCAAACUGCUGGGUUACAGAAGGCUCUGGAAGAAUGUGAAGAGUCUCUGAAGGAAGCACUGCAGGUGCUGAGAAAAGUCUCUCUUAAGGAUGCACUGGUUCAGGCGUGGAGAAAAGUGAAUGUGACUCUGGAUCCAGACACAGCACAUCCCUACCUCGUUCUGUCUAAGGAUCUGAAGAGUGUGACAUGGGGACAGACAGGACAAUACCUGCCCAACAACCCUGCUAGAUUUGAUACCCUACAGAGUGUGCUGGGCCGUGAGAAAUUCACCUCAGGAAGACACUCCUGGGAAGUGGAAGUGGGGAAUGGACAGGCACUCUGGGGUGUGGGUGUUGCUAGAGAGUCUGUCAAGAGAAAGGGAAAUAUCACCCAUAAUCCUGAUGAAGGAUACUGGAUAGUGAAGACAGCAAAAAGGUAUGACCGUUAUUAUGAUCCUCCAUGCUGGAAGAUGACUGCAUUGACUUCCUCUCAGCCAAUUAUUUUGUCUGAUGUCAUUCCCCAAAAGAUACGGGUGUCCCUGGACUAUGAAGAGGGUCAUGUGGAGUUUUUUGUUGCAGAUACAAACAAAAGGCUCUUCGGGUUCCCUUCGUCCUCAUUCUGUGGGGUUGUACUCCAUCCCUAUUUCUUCAUUGCAGAACCAAACACUUUGAAGUGCUGAACCCCAAGGAGAGUGGUUGCCAUGAUGGGUUCCACAACCCUGGACAUAAAGUGACAUUUAAUCAGUUUCUCUGUAUCUGCUGAAGAAACCGGGAAGGAUCUACCAUCUUAAUGGGUUUCUGGUCGAUAGACCACAGAAUCUUUCACUCAUGGGGUAAGAGGGGUGCCAGUGUAUAGAGAUAGCUGUGCUAAUUCACCUCUCCUGCCUUUAAAUUUUCCUCAUGACAGGUGGAAAUACAGGUUUUUUUAAUUAGGCUGGCAAAGAUAUUGUGCCAGAAAUGAUAUGCCUGUAUUUAAACUAUCACAUUUAUCCUCUGGUAUGUUUGUGCAUUUUAAAAAAAUAAUACCAUGAUUAUUUCCAAAUACUUACUCAAUGGGCAGGGUGUAACUAUCUGUUUUGUAUUUAGAUACAUGUUCCUAUAUCAUUCUACCACCUUGCUUCACACUUCAGUGCUUCCGUUAUCUGCAGUCAGGAAUUUGUAUUGACAGCUGUGUGACAUUCUAGGCAAGAGCUUGGAUCCCACAGAAAAUUUCCACAGAUGGAAGGGAAUUCCGUCACUUGAGUGGGCCUUGUUGGCUGUACCCCCCCCCUUUCCACUGCAGCUCUAAAUGUCCUCUAAAAUGCUGUUUCCAGUAGACAGCCCCACUCCCAGGAAUAGUCUGAAAGUGGGAAGAGUCAAAGGCUGGAAGAAGAAAUACCCACCAGUUUACUUCUGUGGAAAUCUUCAGGAUACAGCCCAAAGAGUUUAUGCUCCUGAAAUAUCAGACCUGAAAAAGGGGGGUGGGGGGAGUAAAAGAAGCAGGGUCUUGUUAACAUAUUGCUUUCUUUUAUACAUAAAUGUAGUACUUGGAAAUUAUUUGACUGGCAAUUUUUUCUAACGGGAUAUAAAAUCUCCUUUGGAACUGUUAUCUCUCACAAAUUGUCUUCCUGUUGUGUCUGUCGAGGGGACAGAGCAUUUCCCCCCAGAGGGGAUUGUUCAGGGCCUCCUCAAGGUAUUCUGCCAUCUCAUGUACUGCAGGAUCUGCUGCCUCCCACAGGGCACAUCGGGAUGCACUUCCCACAGCUGUCUUGCCUCCCUCUGGGAAAGGCAGCAUCCUUUCUGGUUGAGACUGAGCCAAUAGAAACCGUUAAUGUGAUAUUCCCUAAUCGGAACAAUUCUUGUUCUGUCUUUGACAUAAAAUACUCACAGCGUAGGCCUCCCUGUCUUGAUGAUGUGGUGCUUUCUUUCAAAAAUGCUUGCAUUGCUGUCCCAUGAUCCCCAGGGAGAGGAUGAACCCAAAAGUUACUGUCAUUGCCACUGCAGAUCACCUUGCGCCUAUGCAAAAGUGGCACCAUUUUCUCCCCACCCCCUCACAAAAAUAUGCGGCUUGGGUAGUGAACCAGCACUGGAUUGACUGGAGCAGAAUUCUGCUUUCUGAUCUUACCAAAUUGUAUAAAAAAAUUUAAACAUUAACUUUUCUGGGUUUCACAAGAAAAACUUUGGGGGUUGGGUUUUGCUGUUAGUAUAUUUUGGUUUAGGAGGUGUGCAUUCAAAUAGAAAUGUUAUGAAAUCCUGAGUUAAAUGAACAAAAAUAGCCCUACAGUUGCACAGGAUACUGACCAGGGGUCUUUCUGGAUGUGGAGGGGUGCUUUAAAUAUAUUGUAUCAGUCCUUUUCCCUUCGUGCCACUCAAAAAUACAUCAGGUGGCUUGCAAAUAUAAAAGACUCAAAUAUAAUUUUGUUGAAGCUCUUUCAAAGC